GCUAUUGUUGUUGUCUACUUUAUAAUUGUCAUGGUGGUUGGAAUCUGGUCAUCAAUGCGUGUCAAUCGCAGCACUGUUGGGGGGUACUUCUUGGCUGGUCGUUCAGUGACUUGGUGGCCUAUUGGAGCCUCUCUGAUGUCCAGUAAUGUUGGCAGUGGUUUAUUUAUUGGUCUAGCAGGGACAGGAGCAGCUGGAGGAAUCGCUGUUGGGGGAUUUGAAUGGAACGUAAGAGAUGCGCGCACACACACACACACAUGCAAUUACUUUCUUCAACCUCAACUGGGAGCUAAUUCCACAGGAGAAGGGGCUGAAGCAUCAUGGGUUCUGGUAGCUCUGGGUUGGAUAUUUGUCCCCGUUUACAUCUCUGCUGAAGUGGUAACAAUGCCCGAAUACCUGGCCAAACGCUUUGGAGGCCAGAGGAUACGCAUAUACAUGUCUGUUCUGUCACUUAUUCUCUACAUUUUCACCAAAAUAUCAACAGACAUUUUUUCUGGGGCAUUGUUUAUCCAGUUGUCAUUUGGUUGGAAUCUGUAUCUGUCUACAGUCAUACUGUUGCUGGUGACUGCUGUCUACACUGUGGCAGGUGGUUUGGCAGCUGUGAUCUACACUGAUGCUCUCCAGACUUUGAUCAUGGUUGGGGGAGCUUUUGCCUUAAUGUUCAUAGCAUUCUCCAAGGUGGGCUGGUAUGAGGGCCUUGUGGAUCGUUACAUGUCAAGUAUUCCCAAUGUGACUGUUCCCAACACCACCUGCCACUUACCCCGUAGUGAUGCUUUCCACAUGUUCAGAGACCCUGUAACAGGGGAUUUACCCUGGCCAGGUCUACUGUUUGGGCUCACCGUACUGGCUACAUGGGUCUGGUGCACAGAUCAGGUUAUAGUCCAAAGGUCUCUGUCAGCCAAAUCUUUGUCUCAUGCUAAAGCCGGCAGCGUGUUGGGUGGCUAUCUCAAACUGCUCCCAAUGUUCUUCGUUGUGAUGCCAGGAAUGAUAAGUCAAGCACUAUUCCCAAAUGAGGUUGGUUGUGUGGAUCCAGAUAUCUGUCAAAGUGUGUGUGGUGCUUCAGUUGGUUGCUCUAACAUUGCUUAUCCUAAACUAGUAAUAGAGCUAAUGCCAGUGGGACUUCGUGGUCUGAUGCUGGCAGUGAUGUUAGCUGCUCUUAUGUCAUCCCUGACUUCCAUUUUUAAUAGCAGCUCUACUCUGUUUACACUGGACCUCUACUACAAAGCCAGGCCUAAAGCUUCUGAGUUGGAACUUAUGAUAGUUGGAAGGGUGUUCAUCCUUGUCUUGGUGUGUCUUAGUCUGCUGUGGAUUCCUGUUGUCCAGACAGCCAAUAGUGGACAGCUGUUUGACUAUAUUCAGUCAGUGACCAGCUUUUUAGCACCUCCCAUUACUGCCUUAUUCCUAAUGGCUAUCUUUUGGCCACGAGCCAACGAGCAGGGUGCAUUCUGGGGUCUGAUGGCUGGACUAGUGAUAGGACUGAUCCGAAUGGUUCUGGAGUUCUCCUAUUCACCUCCUUCCUGUGGUCAGCCUGAUCACCGGCCUGCAGUCCUAGCUGAUGUCCACUACUUGUACUUUGCUCUCAUCCUGUUGGCUCUCACAUGCCUCAUCAUUGUUGCUGUAAGCCUGGCCACUGCCCCAAUACCUAAAGAAAAUCUGCAUAGGCUGACCUGGUGGUCCAGACAUAGUCUUGAACCGCGGAUGGAUCUCUCAGGUCUUCAGAUCACCUCUGACCAAGUGGACUCUAACCUCAGCUCAGAGUCUGACCGAUUGCAAGAAUCCACUUGGAAAAAAGUUGUUCUGUGGCUUUGUGGUUUGGCUAGUUCACGCUCAGAGUCGGCAGCUCCAGUGAUUCAAAGCAGUGAACGAAACUUCCUCCAGGAGAAGUCACUCUGGAGAAUAGUCUGCGAUGUUAAUGCCCUGCUACUGCUGGUUGUUAAUGUGUUUCUCUGGGGAUACUUUGCUUAA
Messenger RNA from Neolamprologus brichardi, 1962 nucleotides. The record is from RefSeq and is a predicted model, not a curated record. NCBI's taxonomy places the organism in Eukaryota, Metazoa, Chordata, Actinopteri, Cichliformes, Cichlidae.